Molecule: messenger RNA, 4382 nt
Organism: Fukomys damarensis (Damara mole-rat)
Lineage: Eukaryota; Metazoa; Chordata; Mammalia; Rodentia; Bathyergidae
Gene: Ccdc150
Product: coiled-coil domain containing 150
Source: RefSeq, a predicted model, not a curated record
CCAUGCCAUAUGGCAGGCAGGACAUGGGUCCUUUCCAUGUCAUCUUCACUCUGGGACCCAGCAGAGGGAGCAGACCUCUCGGGGAUGUUGCUCAGCUAAGAGGGAGGGAAAGACAGAGAGCUGGUGAAGGACAAGCUGGUCCUUCAUGCCUCUGCCCACCAAAGUGCACAUGGACACUACAAUGUGCGGGCCGCUCAUCUCUCCAGCCCACAUCAACACCGAAAUAUUCACGGUGCUUCAGCAAAGGAUGGGAAUAGUUGAUCAGACCAGCUCCCUGAGGGAUGACCUAAUAAUGCUGGGCUGUGGGGACAGAAGAGGUCAGUUGGAAACUCCAAACUAUUUAGAAGACUCUGCCAACCAGAAAGGCAUUCGUCCUAUCCCGAGUGAAGUCAUCCAUCCAGGAAAAACAGAUGUUUUAUGGCAGAACUGUGAGUUUCUGGUGAAUCGAAUGUGCCAUCUAGAAAGCCUCAUCCAGUCCUUGAAGAUGAACAUCUUCCGUCUGCAAGUGGAGAAGGAUUUGAAUCCACAGAAAACAGCUUUUCUGAAGGAUCGACUGAAUAUAAUACAGGAAGAGCAUUCCAGAGACCUGAAGCUGCUGCAUCUUGAAGUGAUGAACUUGUGUCAGCAACUGAGAGAUGUGAAAGAGGAGGAGGACAAGGCGCGGGAUGCAGUGCAAAGAUCGGCCGCCACUCUGGAAAUCGCCUCAGAGACAGCUCAGGAGAAGCACUUCAGGGAAUCUCUUGAGAAAUUGGGAUCAGCUAUGCUCCUUAAAAUACAAGAAAUGGGAUCCACAGUGGAGGGGGAACAGAAACAGGUGCACAUUUUGCAGCAAAACUGCCUGGCCUUGCGCAGUUCCAUACAGAGCACCCAAGAACUACUGGCACAGGAGCAGCAAAGAAAGGGAGAGUUGGAGACUGCUACCUCACAGCUCAAGACUGACCUGAUUUCUAGGGAUGACCUCAUUUCGAAGCUGCUUGAAGAAAACAAGAGUAUGCAGAUGUCUUUCAACAAGGAACAUAAAGAAAAUGCAUAUUUGAGGUCUGAAAUAUUAUCCCUUCAUCAAGCAUUAGGAAAAGCACAGGGCUUGAAUGACCAGCUGACCAGGAAGUGUUCCAAGCUAAGCAGUAUGCUUCAGACUGCUGGCGUGGAAAAGGCCAGGCUGGUCGCUGACCACCAGGCCAUGCUGCAGGUGGAGCAGCAGAUGAUUUCGCGGACGCUUCAGGAGCAGAGCCUCCUGCUGGAUGCGGCCCACGGCACAGGAGAGCUGCAGGCUGUUCAGGAAGAGAAAACCCAGCUCCAGGCGCAUCUGAACCAUUUAGCCCUUGAGCAUAACCAGUGUGUGCAGAGCCAGGAUGCCGAGCAGAGGACGGCUGUGCAGAAGGAGCUUCUGGAGUCAACCAUCGCGAGACUGCGAGGCGAAGUGGACGCAUCGGUGCAAGAGAAGUCCCUGCUGGAGGAGAACGAAAGGUUUCGGAGACGGGCUAACAAGACAGAAAAAGAAAUAACACAAGAAAAAUGCGCUUUGGAAAAGGAGUUAGCUAAAAAUAAGGUAGAUGUAAAUGCCUUAAAUGAAAACCUGCAGACACUGGUGGAAGAAAACAAGCACCUCACAGAUCAAAUGGCUUCCUUUGGACUUUAGCAAGUCCCUGCUGAUUACCAUGGGCUUGCCCAGCAGAAGGUGGAAAAAGUCUUGGGAAAAAUUACUGAGAGCAAAAAUAAGCUGGCUUAUGAAAAGGGAAAACUCCAGGUGAAAGUUAAACAGUUAGAAGAACAGCUACACUCUCUUGCUGAAACCAGUUUACAGAAUGACCAUCUGCGCAGGUCGAGUAAGACUCUUGAGGCCAAAUAUGCUCAGGUGAAAUCCAUCCUUGAGAAGAACGAGGAGGAGCUGUCCCAAGCAGUGAAGGGCCGGGACGCUGCCCUGCAGGAGAGUCAGAGGUUGAAAGGGGACCUGGAGGCCUUGGAGAACAAGGAAAGCAAGAAGGUGGGAAACUUUCAGAGACAGUUGGCAGAGGGGAAAGAAGACAACUGCAAAGUUACAAUCAUGUUGGAAAAUGUGCUGGCUUCUCACAGUAAGAUGCAAGGAGCUCUGGAGAAAGCGCAGAUAGAGCUGGGGCGAAAGGAUUCCGAGAUCGCAGGCCUCAAGAAAGAAAGGGCCCUCAACCUGCAGCGGGUGCAGAAGCUGGAAGCCGAGGUGGACCAGUGGCAGGCCAGGAUGCUUGAUGUGGACGCCCAGCACAGCAGCGAGGUGGAGCCUCUACAGAAAUCUCUCAAUGCAGCUAGAGAAGACAACAGGAAGUUGGCCAUGAGCCUGGGGCAAGCUCUCCAGACAAAUAAUCAUCUGCAGACCAAGCUGGAUCGUGUUCAAGAAAAAUUGGAGAAGAAAGAACUUGAGUGGCAGAAUUUGGAAACCCUGAGAGAGAGGAUGACGGAGGAGUGCAGAGCGGAAGCGGAAAUGCAUGCUGAGCUCAUCGAAGCGCUAAGGAAGCAGUUCCAGACUGAGAGAGAUACUGCGAGGAAAGCGGCACAGCAGGAGCUUGCUGAGCUGAAGAAAGCCCUCCACGAAGCCAACUUCCGGUCAGUGGAAGUGUCCCGGAGCAAUCGAGAGCUGCGGCAGAAAAUCGCCGAGCUGGAGAAGACGCUGAGCAGUAGCCAGGAGAAGCUAAAGAGUCAGAAGGCCCAGAUAAAGCUUCACCUGUCAGCCAAGACAAGCAACGCUCAGAACGUGGAGAGGAUGAAGCAAAUAGAAGCAGAACUGAGGCAGAUGGAGCUGAUCAAGGAUCAGUAUGAGAAAAAAAACUACGAGCAGUCCCUGAGCAUCCAGAGGUUCAUGUCAGAAACGAGCCGUUUGCAGAAGGAGGUGCAGCUGCUGGCCAAGAGCCAGCACGAGACCGCAGCCCAGAGCAGACUGCAGGAGCUGCGGCUGGUGGCCGAGCGCAAGAUGAGGCAGCAGUUGGAAGGCCGGUGCCAGGAGCUGGAAGAAGCUGUGAGACACCUGAAGAAAUGUAAAGAGGCGACAGAGAAUAAACUGAAAGAAGCCAGUGCGGAGUCAGAGCAGAUAUCCACUAACCUGGAGGAGGCGCACCGCUCGUUCAAGUGCAGGUGUGAUGGCCUCCAACUGGAGCCGACAAGGAACCGGCCGCAGAGGCUUCCCCAGGAGGACGAGUGGCCGGAGGAGGACAAAGACGCACACAACGUCCUGUCCACGCAGUCUGUUCUGCACCGCUGGGAGAUGAAACAGAAACUUGGGCGUGGGCCCAGGCAGCACCCCUCGGAGGUCAACAGGAAAAAGUGUCCCUGAUAGAGGGGCUGCCUCGGUGAGGCUCGCCCCCGGGGCCCUGAGCCGGACCGGGCCUGGCCUGGCCUACUGCACCAGGACAGGCGUCUGGUGUGGGCUCAGGAGCCGGCCCUGGUUUACCCUCCACGGACUCCUGUCUUACCACAGAGCCACCCCACCUUCCGUGUCCCUGUCCCUGUUUUCCACCCAAUAAAUUAGUUUGUUGUAUGAUAGGAGAUGCCGUUGGACAAUAUGCAGCUGCGGUUUACUGUGCCGAGACCUGACCAGCAGGUAGUCCCGGAAGUCCAGUGGCCUGUGCAGCGGUCAGUCUUCCUGUCACUGACCGGACUGAGAUGCCCGGAGGUGGCUGCCUCUCGGGCGCUGGACUGCACCACUGAUGCGCACAGCUGCGUCUGGGGUGGGGCCUAUGCAGCAGGUGGCUCUCCCUGGUGCUCUUUCCCCGUGCUCCGCUGCCCAGCCGGCUCUGCCCCCACGCCCCUCCACCAUGGUGCCCCUGCCACACAGCCACUCGCAGAGGACUGUGGGAGACAGGCUGGGCAGCCUGUGGGGGUCAGGUGAAGCUCUCCUUCUGCUUAGUGUGGUGACUUCAUGGCCGUGUCCACUUUGAAACUUGUCAUUGGGUCUACGGCCAUACCACCCUGAACAUGCCCCAUCUCGUCUGGAACUUGUCAUUGGCUCCUAUGCUUAGGGUUUGGGUCCUUUCCCUAAGGAGACUGUGCCUGCACAAAAGCUCCAUUGAUAACAGAAUGUGAAGAUGCAGUCAUUAAAACCAUUGGGUACUGGCUCAGAAGUGGACAAAACCGAGUCCAGAAGCAGCCCAGAGGAGGUCUGUGGUCACGCGCUGUUCCCCGAGUUGCGGAACCGUCUGCUGCUUUCCCAUGGAAAGGCCUGCGUUUACUUCCCACGUCGUCUGCCGAACACCCACGGGUGGCCAUCAACUCUGUACGGCAGAGCUGCCUCGGGUGGAUGAGAUUCCAGGUGAGCGGCAACCCCUGGACUGGGGUCGCGGGUGGACGGCAGCGCCUGGUGGGAAGCGAGGCUUCGCUCCUCCGCUGUGUCGCCCUGGUGACCAGGCUGUCCUUGC